AUGCGCGUCGCGGACAGUCUACCGCUUGUCUUAGCUGCCGCGGCCGCCCAAGCUUCCUCUCAGGCCUCUCCUUGCACUAUCGCAACCCCGACCAGCACAGGCACGCAGAGGAGGUGGGACACUGGCAAGCUAGGUGACGCUAUAGCAGUAACUAAUAAUCCCCCUGGAGUCGUAUAUAGGGCAACACUGCCCGACUCGGCGUUCUUCGACCCUGCCUACCCCAAUGGCGGCAACAUCCAGGGCGAAGUCAUCGCUGUCGCGAACCCCCUUGGCAUAGGUGUGGUCUUUAGUGUGAAGCUUAGCAAUCUGCCGAGGACCGCCUACCAUAUCCACGUCGGCCCGGUCCCCGAGAAUGGAAACUGCACGGAGACCCUCGACCAUCUUGACCCCUUCAUCCGCGGCGAGACCCCGGCGUGCAACGCCGCUGUGCCUGCAACCUGCCAAGUGGGCGAUCUGAGCGGCAAGCACGGCGCCAUCCCUGCCGACCAGGACUCCUGGGAGACCUCGUAUGUCGAACUGUACGCCUCGACUCUCGAGGGUAUCGGCGCUUUCUUCGGCAACCGCAGCAUCGCGAUCCACUAUCCCAACAAGACGCGGAUUACCUGCGCUAGCUUCGUCAAGGUUGAGGGCAGCGCUAGCUUGCCCGUGUCCGUCCUAGAGUCCACGGCCACGGAAAGCCCCACGUGCGACAGCAGUAGCGCGAUUCCUGCCACGACGGAAUCAACCAUACGGGGCGAAAUUGCCGGUGCCUUGAUCCUUGGCCCAGAGUUGUGUUCAUCCUCUUGGGGCAUACAGGCAUAG
Messenger RNA from Chaetomium strumarium, 801 nucleotides. RefSeq lists its product as uncharacterized. Gene Ontology annotation, molecular function: copper ion binding. Gene Ontology annotation, cellular component: extracellular region. The transcript has 3 exons. Lineage: Eukaryota; Fungi; Ascomycota; Sordariomycetes; Sordariales; Chaetomiaceae. Gene Ontology annotation, biological process: superoxide metabolic process. The record is from RefSeq and is a predicted model, not a curated record. The coding region runs from base 1 to 801 and encodes 266 amino acids.